Molecule: messenger RNA, 1043 nt
Organism: Medioppia subpectinata
Lineage: Eukaryota; Metazoa; Arthropoda; Arachnida; Sarcoptiformes; Oppiidae
Source: the annotation of a GenBank genome assembly
AUUGAGAACAAAUAGCAAUCAAUACAAUGUUAUCAAUAAAUGCAAUAACAGCAUUUCUACUAAUAAUUGCCGCAAUUGUGGUGAACGGGGAGUACUGUCCGGACCCGGAUGUGAUCAGCCCGUGUAGUUGCGAUGGCAAGCGUAUCAAAUGUCUGGCCCUAGGCGAAAUUGAGCUUGCACCCAUCAUGGAGGCCUUGUUGGACGGUCAACAGCACCGGUAUUACCAAACCUUUGAGUUGGAGAGCAAUGCUGCGACAAAACUGGACGCCUAUACGUUCAAAGGGGUCAGAUUUGAGGAGAUUGUACUGACCAGUGGCCCACUCUUAUCAUGCGUACACCCCAUGGCUUUUGCCGGACAGGAGGCCAGUGUAACUAGGUUUGAGGCCACGCUCACUAACCUUAGCUCACCACGGACCAGUGAAUGCGAUUUAUUUUACGCGCUGAGUGGUCUAACACAAUUGCAAUCUAUAACCAUGAUUGGCACCCAACUCAAUGAAAUACCCGACGGGGCGUUUACCGACAAAAUGGGCGAUCAGUUUAAUUUGACGACCAUUUUGCUUAGUAAUGGCCGUCCGGGCGGUCAGAUCGAGCGCAUCGGCAAAGCGGCGUUUACGGCGCUAAGAGCGCUUGAAAAGUUGGACCUAUCGUAUCAAAAGUUGACUAAGGUGGGUGAAGGUGCAUUCAAUCUGUCUGAUUAUAUCGGCGAUGGUAUGACUAUAAACCUUAUGGGCAACGCACUGACGGCCACAUCGUUUGGCGGCGAUCUCGUGACAGACGGUGCGGUCACUCAACUGAAUCUGUCGGGCAAUCGAGGGCUUAAAUAUUUGCCCCAAAGUGUAUUCAAAGGGGUUUUUAAAGCAAAUAAGAAAAACACAAUUGAUUUGAACGCAGAUCUCAUGGAAAUUGAUUCAAACAAUAAAUGGUUAGUCGAGCAGAAGGUUAGCCUCGAUCUCAACCAUCGACUACUGCACGCCAUGUGUGGCGACGGACGCCCACUGCUUAACCACACUGUGGCUGAAAUGGAUAAACCACCCAAAUAUUAA